CGUGGUCUACACACCACACAAACAAAGCCAGCGGCAACUACAACAUUUUCUACUUUUUGCCAGCAUAUUAAAUUCUUUGCCGGGGAAAAGGCAUGAUUUGCUGAAACAACCAGGAUCGGAGACAGAAUGCAGCUAAUCAAGUGCUUGGUCCUCAUUCAAUUGACCCUCCUGCUGGUGGAGGAGUCGUUAGCCGGCCGGGACUUCUACAAGAUACUGAACAUCAAGAAAAACGCCAACACGAAUGAGGUGAAGAAGGCGUAUCGCCGCCUGGCGAAGGAGCUGCAUCCGGACAAGAACAAGGACGAUCCGAAUGCCUCAGAGAAGUUCCAGGACCUGGGAGCCGCCUACGAGGUCCUGUCCAACCCGGACAAGAGGAAAACCUACGACCGCUGUGGCGAGGAGUGCCUGAAGAAGGAGGGCAUGAUGGACCACGGUGGCGAUCCGUUCUCCAGCUUCUUCGGCGACUUUGGAUUCCACUUCGGCAACGGCGAUGGCCAGCAGCAGGAUGCCCCAAGGGGCGCCGACAUCGUCAUGAACCUGUACGUCUCCCUGGAGGAGCUCUACUCGGGCAACUUUGUGGAGAUUGUCAGGAACAAGCCAGUGAGCAAACCCGCCUCGGGCACCAGGAAGUGCAACUGCCGCCAGGAGAUGGUCACCCGGAAUCUGGGGCCCGGACGCUUCCAGAUGAUACAGCAGACCGUGUGCGAUGAGUGCCCCAACGUGAAGCUGGUCAACGAAGAGCGCACCCUGGAAAUCGAAGUCGAGCAGGGCAUGGUCGAUGGCCAGGAGACGCGGUUCGUGGCCGAGGGAGAGCCCCACAUCGAUGGAGAGCCCGGGGAUCUCAUUGUGCGGGUCCAGCAGAUGCCGCAUCCGCGAUUCCUGCGGAAGGACGAUGAUCUGUACACCAACGUGACCAUCAGCCUGCAGGAUGCCCUCGUCGGCUUCUCGAUGGAGAUCAAGCACCUGGAUGGACACCUCGUGCCCGUCACGAGAGAGAAGAUUACGUGGCCCGGUGCCCGUAUCCGCAAGAAGGGCGAGGGCAUGCCCAAUUUCGAGAACAACAAUCUCACCGGCAACCUGUACAUCACCUUCGACGUGGAGUUCCCCAAGAAGGAUCUUACGGCGGAGGAAAAGGAAGCGCUCAAGAAAAUACUCGACCAAACCUCCAUCAAUCGUAUCUACAAUGGACUGUGAAUCGCCCAACGUCCACACCCAAGAAAGCGCUCGCUGGCUGUACUCUAGUAUUUAAAUGCCUAACUGGCGAUUUCAAUCUGGAAACGCCCCCAAUUCAAGAGAUGACUUUGUUCAAAAAAGUUGUGCGAUAAAAACAAUUUAAUUUUAGUUUAGAAUUUUGUAAAAUAGUAAAUGUUGAUGAGCGGAAAUCAGCAAAACUACAAGCAGUUCCUGCUGACAAAAGGAAUUGCAACACAAAACCAACCCCCCACAAAAUAAAACGGAUUUAAAUUAUA
Messenger RNA from Drosophila biarmipes, 1469 nucleotides. It is a transcript of the gene shv, whose product is annotated as dnaJ homolog shv. Gene Ontology annotation, cellular component: endoplasmic reticulum. The coding region runs from base 127 to 1194 and encodes 355 amino acids. The record is from RefSeq and is a predicted model, not a curated record. Gene Ontology annotation, biological process: protein maturation; protein folding. The transcript has 2 exons. Gene Ontology annotation, molecular function: misfolded protein binding. Lineage: Eukaryota; Metazoa; Arthropoda; Insecta; Diptera; Drosophilidae.